GUGUUAUCUUGGUUUUAUAAUCCAUUGUUGUGGAGCAGGAAUCCCUCUAUGCUGUAACAAGUAGGUAAUGAUUCUCAUUGUAAGCUGAAUUUUAUCUGAAAUGGAGUUGGUACAACUUAUAGAUGUUUGCUUGAUAAUUGAAGGCCAAGUAUUCUUCAGGAAUUGAAUAUUUGUUAUUACACAUUAUGAAGAUUUUGAGGCAAUGGGCACUAGCGUUUGCAUCUGGAAAUGAAGGAGAGGCAAAGAUGGCAAGCUGAAGAGGAUGCUCUGCUUUGUGCUUACGUGAAACAAUAUGGCCCGAGGGAGUGGCAUCUUGUAUCACAGCGCAUGAACACACCCCUAAACAGGGACGCCAAAUCCUGCUUGGAGAGGUGGAAGAACUAUCUAAAACCCGGCAUAAAAAAGGGAUCUCUGACUGAAGAGGAGCAGCAGCUAGUCAUUCGUCUUCAGGCCAAACACGGCAAUAAAUGGAAGAAAAUCGCAGCCGAAGUCCCAGGCCGAACUGCCAAGAGACUUGGGAAGUGGUGGGAAGUGUUUAAAGAGAAGAAGCAGAGAGAACAGAAGGAGAACAACAAGGUUGUUGAACCAAUCGAGGACGGAAAAUACGAUAGAAUCCUAGAAACUUUUGCAGAGAAACUCGUGAAAGAGCAUCCUGCCCCAACAUUUCUCAUGGCUACUUCCAAUGGGGGAUUUCCUCGUACUGACCGACCAGCUCCUCCCCCACCAACUUUACUCCCUCCAUGGCUUUCUAAUGCCAAUGCCACCUCAACUGUUAGGCCACUGUCCCCUUCUGUGACCCUAAGUCUUUCUCCAUCGACAGUGCCUCCAUCGCCUGCAAUCCCAUGGCGACAACAUGAUAGAGGAUCUGGUAACUCCCCUUUCUGUUUGGGCAGUUUACCACCACAUGGGACAGUCCCUCCUUCUGGAGAGAAUCCACUGAUUUCUGAGCUUGUGGAGUGCUGUAGGGAAUUGGAAGAAGGACACCAUGCUUGGGCUGCACAUAAGAAAGAAGCAGCCUGGAGGUUAAGAAGGGUAGAAUUGCAACUGGAGUCGGAGAAGGCAUGCAGGAGGAGGGAGAAAAUGGAAGAGAUAGAGGCAAAGGUGAAAGCUCUUAGAGAAGAGCAGAAGGCUACAAUGGACAAAAUCGAAGCUGAAUACAGGGAGCAGUUGGCGGGGUUGAGAGGGGAUGCAGAAGCCAAAGAGCAGAAAUUAGCCGAGCAAUGGGCUGCAAAGCACUCACGUCUCACUUCGUUUCUUGAGCAGAUGGGAUGCCGACCAAGGUUUGCCGAGCCUAAUGGCCGGUAAGGUCUGCAAUAUGUUCCAUUGGGUUGGAUUUUAUUUUGGCUCAUUUGCUCUGCUACUAUCCCUUUAAAGUUUAAAUGCUAUGAAACUCUUUGUUUGAUCAUUUGCUGUAUCUAUAUAAAUACACUAUAACAGCUGUCUAGUCUAGAUAGCUUUGCAUCUGCUUUGGAUGCCCUGAGAGUCCUGUUCUUGGUGAAUGACAUCAAAGGUUAUGGCGCCUUGUUUCUUUGAUUCUCUGAGUUGGAAUUUCUGGUGAGUUGAUACAUUUUGAGGAGUUGAGCAAUGGGGAGUGUGCAUUGGCACUAAGUUUUCGAUUUGCCAUUAUCAACAGCUACUUGGACUCUCACAAGUACUUUCGAAUCAGCUGAACCAUAAUGCAUCUAAGCAGCAUGCUGGCGUCGUAAUAUUGUCUUUACUAGAAUUUAUAUGCUAAUUUGAAACUCAGUAUUUUGGGAACUGCCUGUCAUAUGGUGGAGGUAUGACUUAUGAGGUUGAGUGAACAAUGAAUUAUCGGAGCUGUUGGGAUUCUUGUUGCAUUGUUUGUUUCUGGUUUUUGUCAUCCAAUUGUCUUUAGACUUGGCAAGAAACGGUUCAAAACAGUCUGUUUGCUAAUGUACUGUUGUGAACGUACAGGCUUGGACACAAGUUGCUAGUGGCAAGCGAGUGUGGGUCACAAAAUAAUAGUUAGAAUCUACCGAGUUGAGGGGAAUGAGCAGUAAGAUAAGCAAAAACAGAGUUGGGUUAGAAUUGAAUGGUAGUGUUUAUUCAGGG
Messenger RNA from Ilex paraguariensis (yerba mate), 2073 nucleotides. NCBI's taxonomy places the organism in Eukaryota, Viridiplantae, Streptophyta, Magnoliopsida, Aquifoliales, Aquifoliaceae. The record is from the annotation of a GenBank genome assembly.